ACUGACGUCUUUUGUCUUACCUUGUUGUACCUGAUACCUCCAAUGUUCUAUGCACACACUGUUUACCUGAACAACCACUCGGAUUGUCGGGUCAGACUGCGGACGCAUAAGACUGCCACAUAUACACUCACCCACGUCAUCUCAGCAGCCAAAGCGACGUAGGAUCGAUUACCUCUAUCUAGUGCUUGGUGGAUGGUAAGCAAGCCCUAUGAUUUAUGACGACGGAAUUCGUUGGCUGGGCCUGCAACAGCAAUGACAUUCCUUCCGUCGAGCCGAAACUGACCUAUCGCCGGGAAUGGUCGGCCCGGAGGAUCAACUAAGCCAGCUAUGCUACGCUACGCCAUCCUUCCAAGGGCCGACUCGAUCUUCGGUGUUCGGGAAGGAUCAGGAACAUAUAUCUUCUAAGUUCUAUAGUAUGAACCAGUGGGCCAAGAUGUGCAGGUUUGCUACUCAAACAGCACGGAUGCGCGUGAGGUGUUCGUCGCUCUGUUCAUUCACGUUUCUGAGAGCCUUGUCUGUGUCUGUUUGUAUUCUGCCAGGCUUAAAUUGCAAAAUUACGACAAAGAUAAGUCUAUAUUACUGCGUAAUUGAGGCACGGAGUCCCUCGUUGGCUACCUUGCCAUCGAGUAGAAAUUCCCUCAAGCCUUGUUUGGAUGGAUUCCACAAACGCUCACACUGCCAGCAUAUGGAUUCUCCACUUUAUCGUCAUAGACAAAUUUAUCUCCAUCACAAGAACCAUGUCAUUGUGCAGGCAGCCAGGUUAUUUCAAUUUAUUCGAAUGCAAGUUCUGUGAUAGACAUGCUAUUUUGCCUUGUGGUCGGAAAUCCCGGGCCUUCCUAUUCGGGAUCGGAUGUUGGUUUCUUAUCCCGAGCAGGGGCGAUUGCUUCCCUGAGAUCAUUGACUAUUCCUCACGAACUUGAUUUUCUUCCUUUUAAUCUCCC
Molecule: messenger RNA, 941 nt
Organism: Aspergillus eucalypticola CBS 122712
Lineage: Eukaryota; Fungi; Ascomycota; Eurotiomycetes; Eurotiales; Aspergillaceae
Exons: 1
Coding region: 296-793 (165 amino acids)
Source: RefSeq, a predicted model, not a curated record